UUGUUAUUAGUCCGUGUAUUGUGCGCGGUGACUGAAGUAAUUUAGAAGCAUUUAAGUAAAAACAAUUGUAAAUAAAAUGUAUUGAAGAGAAUUUAAUGUAUUGCACCUACGUGUUAAUAAGUGUUUAGUCCGCAUCGUAUUGUUUUGUUUGUUCGUGUUUCCGUGUUAAAGCAAAAAGUCUUCGUGUUAUAUCUGUUUGUAUGUGUGCAUGUAUGUGUAAGUGGAGGAAGCUCCAAAGCCGCGGAAGAGACCAGAAAUUCAAUGAAAACGGAAUAAAUAUAUAGCAUAUGCACUUUAAGGCAACACCAUUCGAAGCCCGAGUAUUAAGCAACUAUAAGAAACAACAACAGCGCAACUGAUCGCGGACAAAGACGCUGAGUGGAUAAUGUCGAAUCAGGCGCAAAUCGACUACGAUCGGCAAUUCCAAGAGGAUUUGGCCAAAGCAACGGCGCUCAGCUUGGAACAGCAGGCCCUCGAUGAUUACAGGCGGCACAAGAAGUAUGGCGCCAGCUCUGCCGAAUAUUAUGCCCAGCAACAGCAACAACACCAGCACCAUCAGCAACAACGCAGCUACAAUGUCGUCCAACGACGUCACUCGGAGGUGCAUCAGGUGCCCACCACGUUGGGCAAUUUGGAACGUUCACGCACGCCGCCUGCGCAGACGGGUAACGGUAAUGGCAACGGCAAUGCAGAGAGCGAUCUGAUCUGUUUUGCCAGUCCGACCAGUAAGCAGCCAACGGCGGACAGCGGCGGUGGCAGCACGUUUGAGCGACUUAUUGAGGAUCUGCAACGCAUGCAGACCCACAAUCCACAGUCGGCAUUGGUGCCCGUGGGUCCGGUGGCAUCUGGCACACCAAUUCCCGUCCAUUAUCCGCCGCCAGCCGCUGCACCAAGUUAUGGCACCGUACCUGGUGCCAUGGGCAUGCAACUGGUGCCUUAUCAGGCUGCAGCGCAGCAGCCACAGCAACGACCACUCAACCAGGAGGAACUGCAGCGGCUCUACAGCAUGCCUAAUCAGUUGGCACUGCAGCCAGUGGCACCCGUGCAGCCGGCAGGCUUCAUGUACUACACUCCCACAUUCUCGGCGCCCGUGGUGCCCGGCUCGGCUGCCUAUAUGCCACCACAGUAUCCAUCGCAUGGCUAUGGCUUCGGUGGCUAUGCUGGCUACGCUCCCAGCAAUGCCGGCAGUUCCACGCAUGUGGACUUUUCCCGUCCCCAUAGCACGCCACUGGGAGGAGCAACCACUGUCAGUGGCAGCAGCAUCAGCAGCAGCCCACUGAAUCACUCCGUUCCACAUUCCGCUAUAGCAACACCAGCUCCAAGUGUUGCCGGUUUCAAUGUCAAUCCUCGUCGUGCCACGCCACCCAUUGGCAGCGUGCCUUCGGUUGGACCAUCGUUAAUGCCACAACGCUCUGGCAACGAUUUGAUCGAUCUGAACAAGGACGAUUAUUCCCGUGUCAGUGUGCUGGAGGCAUUCGAUCCAUUGCUCAAUGAGAAUUCUGGCAACGACGGCGCCUCCGAUUGCACCUCGUACUACGCCGAGUACGAUCCGUUUGACUUUCUGUACAGCGGCGACAAUGGCACACAGUAUUCGGAUCCCAUGUACGAGGCCGUCAACAGGUGGGACAAGAAUGCCGCCAACAGUGGCAGCGUCAGUGUCAGUUCCAUUGGCUGGCGUACCGACUACCUCAAUCAGCCCACGCAUUCCCACACGCCAUCUCCGACGCCCUUAGUAACAGGAGUAUCAGCAACAGCGAUUGAAUCAGCAUCAAUGGUUGCCUCCAAUUCAGGCUCGGUGUCGCCGCCUCCUCCGCUGCCGCCACGCAAUCAGCAGCUGUACGAGUUAAGCGUUAGCAUGGCCUCCACAUCCUCAUCGCGGCCACAGCAAACACAACAAUCGCCCUUCACGGACAGCUACACCAACAGCAUACCAGCCCAUGUGGUGCUGGAUCGCCGGAAAACCUGCACACGUCUCUACGAGCUGAUCAGUGAGCAGCGCACAGAUGAUGCCGAGUUGCUGGAGUUCUACAACAUGGUGCGAGAGCUGCGUGGAAGCUAUCCCCAUGCGGAUGAAGACACUAAUGUGGGUCAUGUGAUUGCAGCCGAGUUCAAUUAUCAUUACAUGAUGGACACCAGCAUCAAGGUGAUUGUGCAUCCUGCUGUCAAUACGCUGCAAACGCAUGCAUUGGCCAAUUCUUUGGCUGGUGAACAGUUCAAGGGCUACGGCACGCCAGUGACCUUCACCUGUGACAUUGAUUCUGUGGUGGCGCAGGUUGUGGCUCAGGCUUUGGCCUCACUGGAGGGACAAGUGAAGGGCACUGUCACCGACUUUGCAGUCAAGCCCAUUGGCUUGCUGGAAUGGCUGGCGCCCACAUCGAAGCUGAGCCAGCUGGAGUGUGUGCACAAUAGCUUUCAGCUGGAAAAGGAUGUACACUUGGGACUAUGCGUGAGCAGUGCGGCCAACAUGCAAGCAAUUGCACGCACAGCGCAGGAUGAUGAACACGAUGCGGAUUUGUUGCCGGAGCAUGUGCUUCCCAAUGAGGUGGUGCCCAUUGUCACAUACGACAACAUGAUGAUACUCAUCGAGACACUCGAAAUGGAGAUAGACAAGCUGGAGUCUGCAGUGGAUGGCACGCCAGCUGGCAGAAGUAGCGUGGUCAGCUGUUCGGGUGUAGUGCAGGCUGUUAAAGCCAUUUGCGCUUUAUUGGGUUCCAUAGAUACGCUGGAGAUUGCGCGCUGCAUUGGCGAACUGAAGCGCAUCUGCGAGGAGGCACAGACCAAGUACGGUCUGGCGGGCGCCAACAAUCCAGAGAUCAUUAGUGACUAUGGUGAAUAUGCGCAGGUGACGCUACGGCCACGCUCGCUGCUCGAACAGAUCAAACUCAAGUGCAAUCGACUGCGCGAUGCAGUCCAAGAGCUGGUGGAACUCUAUGCCAAUGUUUUUCGGGUUGCCUUCUCUGUGAAGACGCCGGACUACUCAACGACUCCCAUACCCAUUUCGUGCGUUUCUAAACCCAUUGUGGUGAGCAUCAAUUGCCUGCACAGGCCACCACCAAACUGGAAGUAUGAGGAUUACUCGCUGUGCGUGCAGCUUGUUUACGGCACGCGUCUGUUGUCUAAGCCGCAUGUGCUCAACUGCUCUAGUGAUACCACCGGUGGCCUGUUUCCACGCCUCAACUUUAGUGCUUGGCUCACCUUCGAGCAGCAUCCCAUUUGCACGCUGCCACGGGAGGCGCGUAUUACAUUUGUGCUGUAUGGCAAGCAGGCGGCGAGCGAGAAUGAACCGAAUGCCGAUCCAAAUGGAGAGAGGCGUCAAGUGACCACCGAGCUGGGUUGGUGUUCCAUUCAGCUGUUUGACUUCAAACGCACCAUGAUCUGUGGCCCUUAUUUGCUGUCUGUUUGGCCACCGACCACGGACAAAAUGCUGGGACCGGCGCCAGCGCGUGGCUGUCAUCCGCAUCCGGAUUUCUGCCCUGUGCUGAGCAUUGAAGUUCCGCCCUACGGUGGACGUAUUGAGUUCCCUGAGCAUCAGGAGGCGCCCAAGCCAGCGCCACACUAUGAUUUUGCUUCGUUGGACGCCAAUUUGCAGGAAGAGUUGCUGGACACAGCCGAGCUGGGCUACACGGGUGCUUCGGAGCGCCGGGAAGUGUUCUGGGAAAAGCGUUUGUAUCUGCAAAACUAUCCCAAUGCGCUGCCCAAAGUUCUGCAUGCGGCGCACAGCUGGGAUUAUGCAAAUCUCAUUGAUCUGCAUUCGCUGUUGCAUUCCUGGGCGCCUCUGUCGCCGCUUCAGGCACUGGAGUUGUUGCUACCACGUUAUCCGGAUGCCAAGGUGCGUGAGAAAGCCGUGGAAUGGAUCUCGCGCAUGCCUAACGAUCAGUUAGUCGACUUUCUGCCCCAACUCGUGCAGUCGCUGAAGCAUGAUACUUAUGAGGCCUCCGCUUUGGCGCGUUUCCUACUGGCCAAGUGCCUGGAGUCGCCACGCUUUGCACAUCACAUGUACUGGCUGCUGGUGCACAGUCUACCCGAUGAUCCGCUCAACUCUAUUGGCGCUGCGCUUGUGGAUCAGGAGUACGAUGAGUCGCAGAUCACACAGGCUCGUUACUAUCGCCGCAACAAGAUGAUGCUGCGUGCUCUAAUGGCCAUUUGUGGCGAGAAGAUGCUCCAGCGCUUUAUGUAUCAGCAUCGCAUGUGUCAGAACCUGGCAAAAAUCGCAGAAUCAGUUAAGGAAGCCAAAGAAUCAAUGCGUCAGAAGAGUCUCGUUGCGGGCAUGGAUCAGGUACAUCAGGAUCUGCUAGAGAAGCCCACUUGCCUGCCGCUCGGUCCAGAGCUGGAGGUGACUGGCGUUAAUGUGCGCAACUGUAGCUACUUCAACUCCAACACGUUGCCACUGAAGAUCACUUUCGUGGGACCCGAUGCUGAACCGCUCCCCGCGAUUUUUAAGUGCGGCGAUGAUCUGCAGCAGGACAUGCUAACCAUUCAGCUCAUACGCAUCAUGAACAAAAUGUGGUUGGCAGAGCGUCUGGACCUCAAGAUGGUCACCUUUAACUGUGUGCCCACCGGCUACAAGAGUGGCAUGAUUGAGCUAGUCUCCGAGGCGGAAACCCUUCGUAAGAUUCAAGUGGAGUGCGGAUUGACGGGCUCGUUCAAGGAUCGUCCCAUUGCCGAGUGGCUGGGCAAACAGAAUCCAAGUCCUUUGGAAUAUCAAAGUGCUGUGCGUAAUUUCACACUUUCCUGCGCUGGCUACAGCGUUGCUACCUAUGUGCUGGGCAUCUGUGAUCGACACAACGACAACAUUAUGUUGAAGACUUCGGGACACUUAUUCCAUAUUGAUUUUGGUAAAUUCCUCGGCGAUGCGCAGAUGUUCGGCAACUUUAAAAGAGAUCGCACACCGUUUGUGCUGACAUCGGACAUGGCUUAUGUGAUCAAUGGCGGUGAUAAACCAUCGACGGACUUUCACUACUUUGUCGACCUCUGCUGUCGUGCAUUCAACAUUGUGCGCAAGAACGCGGAUCUGCUGCUGCACACGUUGGCCCACAUGGCCACGGCGGGUAUGCCGGGUGUAAAUUCGAAUGCUGUUACCUAUGUACGUCGUGCUCUCUUGCCCUCACAAUCGAAUCCUGAAGCGGCGGCCACAUUUGCCAAGAUGAUACAAUCCUCGCUGAAGAGCUGGUUCACUCAGUUCAAUUUCUUUUUACACAAUCUCGCUCAGAUGCGCUUCAACAACGACGAGGGCACCGGUGAACUGCUCUCCUUUGUGCCUCGCAAAUACACUAUGCAACAGGACGGUCGGCUGAAGAUCGUCAAAGUUGUGCGUUUCCAGAAACAUUACAGUAUGGAAAAGUAUUAUAUGUACAUAUUGCAAGUAACGCGUCAUGGACAACGAGAUCCCACGCAUCUGUUUCGUUCGUAUCGCGAGUUCACUGAGUUCCAUCAGAAGUUGUGCAUACACUUUCCUCUGGUCAAACUGCAUAGUCUUCCAGCUGGCGUUCAUGUGGGGCGUUCCAAUAUUAAGUCUGUAGCAGAAAAGCGUUUACCAUUGAUUCAGCGUUUCUUAAAGUCGCUUUUCGAUGCAGCCGAGGAAAUAGCUCAUUCGGAUCUGGUUUACACAUUCUUUCAUCCUUUACUGCGCGAUCAGCAGGAGGCUAAACUGGAAAUGCCCAAAAUCAAAGAAGUCAAACGCCAGCCCUCGCGAGAGAAUCCCAAUGAAAUUGGACAGAUUCGACUAUCGCUGCAAUAUCAACGCGGCGUGCUAACUGUGAUGAUACACCACGCCAAAGGACUGCCUAUGCUGCAGGGCGGUCAGGAGCCAAAUACUUAUGUCAAGUGCUACUUGAAACCGGAUCCCAGCAAAGCCACCAAACGCAAAACCAAAGUUGUUCGCAAAACAUGUGUGCCCAGCUUCAUGGAGACGUUGGAGUACCGUAUGCCGCUGGAUGUGGUCCAACAGCGUCGGCUGCAGGUGACGGUCUGGUCACACGAUACGCUGCAGGAGAAUGAGCUGUUAGGCGGCUUUGAAAUAGAUCUCUCCAAACAUGAUUUGCGUCAGGAGCUGUGCGAUUGGCAUCGCUUGGGUUCAGUACCUAGGAAUUGAAUGAAUGUUGCAACCUCCCCUUAUAACUGACAAUCUGGCUAAAACACAUACAUAUACACAUACUGUGCCUGUCUUUUCAACGCAAUAAUACUUACAUACUCAAAGUGAUUGUACAUUCCAUAUAUCGUAUACUAUUUAAAAUACUUAUUCUUAUGUUAAUUUAGCUGACAUCCGAUAGAAUUGUACCUAUCACUUGUACAUAAUAUACACAGACUCUUAACUACCUACACACAUGCCCAAAGGUGUUUAACUAUUGCACAAAAAAAAUUUAAAAAAAUAUAUACAUCUAAAAGAUCAGCUGAAAAAUUUGUAGAAUGUACAUAAGUCAACCAAAUAUAAGUGAUAUUUGCUGAUCAAACAUAAGUAGAUACUUAUGUAUAUCUCUUUAUACACAAGCAUAAAUGAUUAUUCAGGUCAGUCCCUAGGAUGCCGAAAAGUGCACAUUUCUAAUAUACAAAUACAAUAUAGUAUAUGUAUGUAUGAACCUAGUUGUAGUUAAACAUUCAUCCGAAUACUAGUUCAUUGACCUGGGCCUGGUGCGAGUUUAUUACAGUAUUAAAAAGUCGGAUUUUCGUAUAUACACCAAAUAUUGAUAACAAUUCAAUUUGGAUCGGGAAAUUGUCAAAUAUCAGCAACAUAACUUUUGGACCUUUAUAUACAAAAAUUAAAACGCACACGUUCAAUUUGCUAAGGAGCCAAAAUCCAGGCGUCGCUUACUGCCAAAGCAAUUUCAGUCCGGCAAUAUGAUCGAACGAUUCGUAAACAAAUGCGUUCCAAAGAAUAUUAAGUACUAUAUAAUACUGAUUAUCUGAUCUAUAGUGUAUUCACUGGGUCACGCCUAAUGCUGUUAAAAAAUAAAACUAGAGUUUUUAUUUUUAUACACAAUCUGACUUUUUGUCGUACUCUCAGCAAAAUCAUCAACUAAAAACAAAACAACAAAUACUUAACGAAAUGUUAUAAAUAAAUUAUUAUUAAAAAACUGCAAUCUUUUUAUAGUAUAUUUUUCUAAUUAAUCUGAGCAGAAGAUCUUUUAAAUCAAUGUGUAACGCUAAUUACAAACUAAUUAUUAUGCAAUAAUAUUACUAUACAUGUUAAAGUUUAGCUAACUUUAUAGACAUUUCCAAAAAAAUGUGUAAUGAAAGGACUUGAUCCUAACGAAUUGUAUGUAUGCUAACAUAAAUAAAUGUAAUUUAU
This is a messenger RNA of Drosophila albomicans, 7285 nucleotides long. It is a transcript of the gene Pi3K68D, whose product is annotated as phosphatidylinositol 4-phosphate 3-kinase C2 domain-containing subunit beta. Gene Ontology annotation, cellular component: phosphatidylinositol 3-kinase complex; plasma membrane; cytoplasm. Gene Ontology annotation, molecular function: 1-phosphatidylinositol-3-kinase activity; phosphatidylinositol binding; 1-phosphatidylinositol-4-phosphate 3-kinase activity. The record is from RefSeq and is a predicted model, not a curated record. Gene Ontology annotation, biological process: phosphatidylinositol 3-kinase/protein kinase B signal transduction; phosphatidylinositol-mediated signaling; cell migration. The transcript has 16 exons. Bases 386 to 6091 code for a protein of 1901 amino acids. NCBI's taxonomy places the organism in Eukaryota, Metazoa, Arthropoda, Insecta, Diptera, Drosophilidae.